This is a messenger RNA of Mercurialis annua (annual mercury), 2938 nucleotides long. RefSeq names its product linoleate 13S-lipoxygenase 2-1, chloroplastic-like. Lineage: Eukaryota; Viridiplantae; Streptophyta; Magnoliopsida; Malpighiales; Euphorbiaceae. Gene Ontology annotation, molecular function: protein binding; metal ion binding; oxidoreductase activity, acting on single donors with incorporation of molecular oxygen, incorporation of two atoms of oxygen. Bases 79 to 2799 code for a protein of 906 amino acids. Gene Ontology annotation, biological process: lipid oxidation. The record is from RefSeq and is a predicted model, not a curated record. The transcript is spliced from 9 exons.
CUGAUUCCUCUAUUUUUCUUCCAUGCGUCUCUUCUUCUAUAAAAUCACCACUGACGAAUUUCCUUUCUUAUAACCAAAAUGCUGAAGCCGCAACUUUACCAAUCUCCUGCCUCAAAGACCCAUUUCUUGCUCCCUAAACCCUUCAUUCAUGGAAAUGGAGGCCAAACUAAUAUCCCUAUUCUUUCAACGUGCUCACUACUUAAAACACACACAAAGUUUCAGAGAAAGUUUAGAGUUGGGUGCCAACAUUCUGCCGGGAGCGCAAAAACCCUAGCAAGCAUUUCACAGGAGCUGCAAAAGUCUACGAAAGUGAAAGCUAUAGUUACUGUGACCAGAACGGUCGGCGGAUUCCUGUCGGACAUCGGGAUAGACCGAGGAUUUGAUGAUAUUAUUGAUGUUCUUGGCAAAACUCUCCUCCUUGAACUCGUUAGUUCAGAGCUUGAUCCCAUGACCGGAGAGGAGAAGGCGACGAUAAAAGCGUACGCGCACAAGAAAGACGACGAAGGGCCGGAAGUAAUUUAUGAAGCAGAUUUUGAAGUCGACGGUAGUUUUGGAGAAGUGGGUGCCGUAUUUAUUGAAAAUGAGCACCGGAAAGAGCUGUUCGUUAAGGAUAUUGUUCUUGAAGGAUUCAUCACAGGCUCUGUUACUCUAUCUUGUGACUCAUGGGUUCAUGCCAAGAAUACCAACCACCCAAAAAGGCUCUUUUUCACCACUAAGUCAUAUUUGCCGUCACAUACGCCGGCGGGACUAAGGCGGUUCAGAGAGGAAGAACUUGCGCAUUUAAGAGGCAAUGGUCAAGGAGAGCGACAGAAAGGCGACCAGAUUUAUGAUUACGAUGUCUACAAUGAUCUUGGUAACCCUGACAGUAAUCCUGACCUUAAAAGACCUGUGCUCGGCGGCAAACAUAACCCUUAUCCUAGACGUUGCCGAACAGGCCGCGCAAGGACCAAAACAGAUCCGCAAUCUGAGUCCCGGGGCCUCAGCGUCUACGUUCCUCGUGAUGAAGAAUUUUCAGAACUUAAGGGGGUAACAUUUUCAGCAAAGACAGUCUACUCAGUAUUGCAUGCAUUGAUUCCAUCAUUGGAGUCUGCACUAGUAGAUCCUGACCUUCCAUUCCCGUACUUCACGGCCAUAGAUUCUCUUUUCAAUGAAGGGAUUAACUUGCCACCUCUUAAAGAGCAAGGGUGGAAGGAUAUCUUCCCUCGCAUUGUUAAGACUAUAGAAGAUGAAACCAGAGAGGUUUUGGCAUUUAAUACCCCUGAAACGAUGGAGAGAGAUAGAUUUUUCUGGUUUAGGGAUGAAGAAUUCGGUAGGCAGACUCUUGCUGGUCUUAACCCAUUGAGCUUACAAUUGGUUAUGGAAUGGCCUCUGAAAAGUACACUUGAUCCCGAGAUCUAUGGACCUCCCGAGUCAGCAAUUACUACAGAAAUGAUUGAGCAACAAAUCAAAGGAUUCAUGACAGUUGAAGAGGCUAUAAAACAAAAGAAGUUGUUCAUGUUAGACUACCAUGAUAUGUUCUUACCAUUUGUGAGCAAAGUAAGACAGCUUGAAAAUACCACAUUAUAUGGCUCUAGGACAAUAUUAUUCUUAUACCCAGAUUGCACAUUGCGGACACUAGCCAUUGAGCUCGUGCGUCCACCAAUGGAUGGAAAGCCACAAUGGAAGCAGACCUUCACGCCAACUUCUGAUGCCACAAGUGUUUGGCUUUGGAGACUUGCCAAAGCUCACGUACUUGCACAUGAAUCAGGCUAUCACCAACUUAUUAGCCACUGGUUGAGAACACAUGCUUGCACAGAACCCUACAUAAUUGCAGCCCAUCGGCAGCUUAGUGCGAUGCAUCCUAUUUACAGGCUCCUUCAUCCACAUUUUAGAUACACAAUGGAGAUCAAUGCUUUAGCUAGAGAAGCACUAGUUAAUGCAGGAGGCAUUAUCGAAUCUGCAUUCUCUCCUGGCAAGUAUUGUAUGGAGAUGAGCUCUGUUAUUUAUGGUAAGUUUUGGAGGUUUGACCAAGAAGCAUUGCCUGAAGAUCUAAUCAGCAGAGGGAUGGCCGUUAAAGACCCAUCAUCUCCACAUGGCGUAAAAUUAACGAUCGAAGACUACCCAUAUGCCAGCGACGGACUACUUCUUUGGGAUGCAAUUAAAAGCUGGGUGAGUGAUUAUGUCAAUCACUACUAUCAAGACCCAAGUCUAAUAUUGUCGGACAAAGAACUCCAGGCAUUUUGGACUGAAGUUCGAACAGUUGGCCAUGGUGACAAAAAAGAUGAACCCUGGUGGCCUGAGCUGAAAACGCCAAAAGACCUGAUAAAAAUUAUCACAACAAUGGUAUGGGUAACCUCAGGACACCAUGCUGCAGUGAACUUUGGACAAUAUACAUAUGCAGGCUAUUUCCCAAAUAGACCUACAGUUACGAGAUUGAAAAUGCCGAACGAAGAUCCAACUGACGAGGAUUGGAAGCUUUUUAUGGAAAAACCGGAAUGCAUACUCUUGUUGACUUUCCCUACACAGAUUCAGGCAACAAGAGUGAUGGCUAUUCUAGAUGUAUUGUCUACUCAUUCUCCUGAAGAAGAAUAUCUGGGAGAGAAUAUCGAGCCAGGCUGGGCUCAAGACCCUGUCGUAAAUGCAGCAUUUGAGAAAUUCAAAGGAAGGUUGAAGGAAUUAGAAGGGAUAAUUGAUGGAAGGAAUGCUGAUCCGAGUUUGAAGAACCGAAAUGGAGCUGGAAUUCCGCCUUAUGAGCUUUUGAAGCCCUUCUCAGAGCCUGGAGUUACAAGUAAAGGAGUUCCUUACAGUAUCUCUAUUUGAUGUAACCUGAAAAUGUAUGUUGCUUUCAAUGCCACCACCGUAUGUAUUUCGUUCUCCAUCUAAUGUAUAACUAAUCGCCUUCAAUGAUUAAUAAUGCUUGUGUCAAAAAUAUUAAAAGAUCCUUGAACUUUCAAAUUUA